Peronospora matthiolae is the source of this 1869-nucleotide messenger RNA. NCBI's taxonomy places the organism in Eukaryota, Oomycota, Peronosporomycetes, Peronosporales, Peronosporaceae. The record is from the annotation of a GenBank genome assembly.
AUGUCGUCCACCAUCAACGCCUCCAUUGAAAAGUUCAACGGAGACAAUUACGCAACGUGGAGCCGGUACAUGCGCGGUGUGUUUUUGACGAAGUCCGUCUGGCACGUCGUCAACCGUGAAGUGACUCCAACUUUCACCGACCCGCGAGCGUCCGAUGACUACGUCAAGGCAAGCAACGUCGCGUUUGGUAUGAUGCUGCUGCACAUGAACGCGGACUACCAUCAUGGGCUGGACAACUGCGAGGAAGCCUGGGUUUCGUGGACAAGUCUGAAGACGCUGUACGGUGGGUCGCAGAAGGCAGGACGCAUCUACCUCAAGCUACAACUUUUCAGUAUCAAGAUGGAUGAAGGCGCGAACGUCAUGCAUCACUGCAACGAGGUCCUCAACAUCUCCGCCAAGCUUAGCGGCAUCGGUGCGAAGAUGGAAGACGAAGACGUUGCAAUUUGUCUGCUACUCAGUCUUCCGAAGAGCUACGAAAAUGUGGUGCUCAACAUGGAAAUGAGCAGCACCGAGCUUCGCACUCAAGAUGUGGUGAGAGUCCUGACGAAUGAGCAUGCCAAGCGUCAAGGAGAAAAAGGGACAACGACAGCGACUACGGUGAAGGCUGAAGAUGCAAGCAAGGCAUUCAGCGCCGAGCGUGAGCCCUACCAAUGCACGUAUUGUGGCAAGCCCGACGCGGCGGCAAUGGUCGUGGACGCGGGGGCUAACAAUGUCCAGUGGGGACAUCAUGAUGAAGGCAAUGGCUACGAUCGAGUGGCGUUUGCAGUCUCGUUCGAAUGUGGAGUUUCGACGAGCAAGGACGUGUCUGGAAUGUGGGCGGUCGACAGUGGUGCAACGCACCACAUUUGCCACGACAAGACCAAGUUCGCAAGUUUGGCAGAGCGCAAUGAGGGCGAACUCUUGGUGGCUGAUGGCAACAAGGUGGCCAUCAAGGGUGUGGGAACCAUCAUGGAAAAGGUGGUUCUGCCCAACGGUGAAGAGCGUGAGAUCGAAAUCAAGAACGCGCUAUAUGUUCCAAGUAUGAGCAAGAACCUGCUCUCGGUGCCACAGAUUAACAGCCAUGGCAAGUUUCAAGUCGUGUUUGACGGGUCCAAGAUGUAUGUGACUCUCAAGAACUCACAGCAAGUGGUGGCGACAGCGGAUCUCGUGGAUGGACUCUACUGGCUUCGGACGACUCAACGAUCAGCUAAUGUGACAACAAGUGGAACCAGUUGUGCCGAUCUACAUGCGAGAAUGGGUCAUGCUCCAGUCGAUAUACUUCGCAAGAUGAUCGCGACCAACAUGAUCAAAGAUGUGGGAGUACCUCUCGAGUCAAGUGGAUCAGGUACAUAUCGAGGAUGUCAGCAAGGGGAAAUGGUCCAAAAACCAUACCCAAGCAAUCGUGACAAGCGCAGCUACGAUACGUUUGAGCUACUUCAUCUGGACAUCUGCGGGCCCAUGGAAAAGGAUUCGCUCGGUGGCAGCAAAUAUUUGCUGCUGAUCAUCGACGAAGCCAGUGGAUGCAUGAAGGGCUUUUGUCUACGAGUGAAGUCCGAGAGUGAAGACUACAUCCGGAAAUAUAUCACCAUGGUACAGACGCAAUUCUGUAAGAAGGUCAAGUUCGUGCGACACGACGGAGCUCGCGAGUUUGCAACCAACUCGCUUCAACUGUUCUACAAAGACGAAGGCAUUGAACAGCAGACAACGGUGUCGUAUGCACAUCAAACAAACGGAACAGCAGAGCGUGCCAUUAGGACUAUUGUCACGAUCGGUGUUGACGGUCAUCGAUUUUCUACCAGUAUUGGUAACCGUGACCGAUCCAAUCCGGAACCGCCUGUUCAGCUUAGUAUUUACGACGUAGUUCUUACGGUAAUUACCAUAGUUGAUUAG